This is a messenger RNA of Caenorhabditis remanei, 1881 nucleotides long. RefSeq lists its product as uncharacterized. The transcript is spliced from 17 exons. The coding region runs from base 1 to 1881 and encodes 626 amino acids. The record is from RefSeq and is a predicted model, not a curated record. Lineage: Eukaryota; Metazoa; Nematoda; Chromadorea; Rhabditida; Rhabditidae.
AUGAGGCUCUAUAUUGUACUACUGCUCAUUUCCUUCAUAUCGACGUCGUUUGGUCAAGUUAUUAUUGCUAAAAACACAAAAGUCACACCACGAUGUGGCUCACAACUCAUCUCGAUAGAAGUCAAUUUUGAUCCCUCUCAACUCCCCGGAGGAAAAUUCACAGAUUGGAUCAUUGUUGGUGUAUCAGGACGACCGGAAUGCCGUCUCCGUGGUAAUGGCGAAACAAAGUAUAUCAUUGAGAUAGCUGUGUUUAACGAUCCAUGUUUGACACAAAUUCCAGCCAGAAAUGUGUUCCAAAAUAGAAUAAGAAUUGGGAAAAACCCAGUGGUAAUAUUGGAAGAGGACCAGUCAGUCACUGUUAAGUGUGUGUAUGGCUUACCAACUGUUGAAACAAUGACUCUACCAAUUAUCAACUCUAAUUUUAAUAUUGAUAACUUUGCACACCCGGAGGCUGAAAUUCGUUCUUUCUCCAACAAUUCAGAUCAAUCAGCAAGUAUCUCUCAGUCUCGACCAAAUUUCAACGUCGAUGAAUCUGUAAAGGAAUCAGUACACCCAGCACCAUUCGAAAAUAGUGAAUCCCUGGACGCUCGUCAACGAGAAACUAAAGUCACCGAUUUUUCUCCAAAUUCUGGUAUUCCUCAACUUCUCCCUACACAGGGGUUCAAUUCUGAGCAGUUCGCAACAACCGCUAUACGAAAUAACCAAGUGCCAACUGGGGAUUGGAUGAGUCAGAACACAAGAGCACCAAGUAUUAUAGAAUCUGGAAAUAAUGAUAAUAAUCGAGCAAUUAUUGAUAAUGGAUUUGGAAAUGCGGCAGGGAUGAGUGAUAAUUUGAAUAACUUUGGACUAACAUCAAGUGAAAACACCAAGAAGCGAUCCUUCUCAAUGAUUUUUAUCAUUGCAGUUAUUCUGAUAGUUAUUGUGUUCUUGGCCUUACUAGGGUUGUGUCUGAUGUGUCUCCGACGGAAACUUGCCAUCAGGAAUAGAAGACUGUUAGUGGACAGAGUUUCGGAUAGGACAUGGCCUGCGACCUCAAAUGAUGAAUAUGGAAGCACUUCACCACCUCCAGUUCUUGGAAAACCGAAACAAUCUGAAAAUCGAUUGGAGUCCCAGAACACUUCUAUUGGAAGAAGUUUAUUCAGACCACAAAGAACUUUUGGUGAGCUUCCAACGGUUGUAAAAUCUAAUAGCUCCAACGAAGCACCUGGCAGAAGACGACCGAGUGUGAAGCUAUCUAAGAAAAAAUCGCCUGCUCCAAAUGUUAACUUACCUUUAAAGUCAAAUCUAGAAGAAUUUGUGUCAAAAACGUAUGCCCUUGGAGAAUACAAUAAUCUCGCAAGUCCAGCAUACGCCUAUACAUCUGAAAUUCACGAUGAAAGGGAAGUGGAUGUUGGAAGUGAAUCAAGAUACGAGAGGCCAUAUGAAAAACGUAACAUCAGUAAACCAAGGGCACCGAGACCGGAUGAAAGAGCUGUGUCAUCGUUCAGAUCCAUCACGGAAAUAGUUCAUGCUGCGGAAACAGCUACCACAUCUAAAGAAUCAAGAGACAAUGGUGACUCCAGUGACAUGCAGAACAUCCUAAUGGAUUGUGUACUACCAAUAAGAGGAUUUGGGUACCGAAAACUGACAGAGCAAGAAAUAAUACGAUGGAAAAAUCUAAUACAACAAGAUGGUCGCAUUCGUGAUCUACUGCUCUCUUCUAAAAGUUCAGCAGAAAUAGAAAACAUAUUCGAGCAUGAAGAAUACAAGAACAUGUUCACUUCUUCAAAGUGGCAUGAGAUUGCAAUAUGUGUACAUCGAGCAUUGACUAACUCCUUAGACCGCACAAAUUCACGAUCGGAACUCCAGCUAUAUGUGGGAAAUGUGCAAACCGAUUGGUGA